AUGCAAUUUUUUCCAGGGACGGUGAUCGGUUUCGUAGUUUCUUACCGAACCUCAAGUGCUUAUGAGCGAUACAAUGAUGGGCGUAAACAAUGGUCUUCAAUCAUUCUAGCUGGACGCACGUUCGCUCGUCUCAUCUGGUUGCAUUGUCCUGAUGCGCCUAGGCCGUUCGAUCCGAAGGAGCCUCCCACUGAAGAGGAGCGCCUACGGUCGAUUAUAGAAAAGAAAACAAUCAUCAACUUGGUUGAAGGCUUUGCUGUUAGCUUGAAGCAUCACCUACGCGGGGAACAUGGAAUCUACUAUGAGGACUUGUAUCGUGCUGUUAAAGAAUUAUAUGUGAUACCAGAUCUGGCGUGUUUUCUACCCAAGUAUGCUUCUCCUGCUGGACGUCUCAUCGAUCGACAUAACCUUGAUUUCACCUCCACCAAAACCUGCGCUUCAGCUGAUCAGCCUAUGGAGACGAAUAAUGCCAAUUGCGAUGGAACGAUUGAUACACCUCAGACUGCUUCCACCCUCUUUGAGCCUGAAACCCAUCAGAAUAGCGAAAGAGUCAACGACAAAAGCCUACCUACCUCUAGACAACAGACUUUGAGACCACACGUGAAUGGAUCCCUGAAUCCUUUCAAGCCAGAUCGUGAACUUUUGCCUGCUUACAAUCCACCCAAGAGUAGUUUUGUGGAAAUCUUCCCAAUCUGUUCAAUAUUUCGAGCUCUUUGGAAGGUAGAAGUGUUUUUUUGCAUGAUUGAUAUCAAGAUGAAUGACUAUGUAGCAAAACUGCAACUAUGUAAAGUGAUCGACGUACCCACAGUAAACUCGCUUCUUGCAUCAAUAUUAACAAUGUCAGAUUGCUUGACAAAUUUGGAUAAGAUCUUAACAACCCCAAUCCCAUAUGGAUACAUCGUACAUUUGAAAUUAGUUAUAUGGGGUUACCUCAUCUUCUUACCUUUUCAACUUGUGAAUACAUUUGGUCUUUGUACAAUUCCAGCUACUGCUCUUGUUGCAAUUGCAUUUUUAGGUUUUAUGAGGGUAGGUCAAGAAAUUGAGAAUCCAUUUGGAUAUUAUCUGAAUGAUCUGGAUAUGGAUUAUUUCUGUCACCAUCUCAUUGCUCCUGAGCUUGCAAAAAUUACAGCUUGGCCACCACCUGAUCCUUCCGAGUUCAUAUUUUCUCCUUCCAACAUUCCUUUGCUUGAUAAUCGUGAUUUACGCUCUGGUGUGGAUCUCCUGAAUUCAGGUUUAUCAGCUGAUCAGCUUCAGAGAUUGUUGAGCACUCGUCAAUCAUCAAUGAGUCCUAUUGGUACAGUCUAA
Melampsora larici-populina 98AG31 is the source of this 1302-nucleotide messenger RNA. RefSeq lists its product as uncharacterized. NCBI's taxonomy places the organism in Eukaryota, Fungi, Basidiomycota, Pucciniomycetes, Pucciniales, Melampsoraceae. Gene Ontology annotation, molecular function: chloride channel activity. The record is from RefSeq and is a predicted model, not a curated record. The coding region runs from base 1 to 1302 and encodes 433 amino acids. The transcript has 10 exons.